This is a messenger RNA of Podospora pseudopauciseta, 2062 nucleotides long. RefSeq lists its product as uncharacterized. Bases 794 to 2062 code for a protein of 422 amino acids. Lineage: Eukaryota; Fungi; Ascomycota; Sordariomycetes; Sordariales; Podosporaceae. Gene Ontology annotation, cellular component: cytoplasm. The transcript is spliced from 4 exons. The record is from RefSeq and is a predicted model, not a curated record.
GUGGGUGGUCAGCCCAGCCCCUCUAUCUUGGGGACCCUACUGCGGUAGACCCGUGCAGACAACGGACAAUAGACAAGAGAUCAGCAAGCACACGCCAUUUUUGCAUUUUGGGUGAUGGGAUUCUAGAUGCCAUAGAUUUACCUCUGGCCGUUUAAUAUCCGGUUCUGUUGGUAGCGACGAGCAUGUUACAAGGUGCUGAGUCAAGCCAACAGCGCUGUCUCAUAGGACCGAGGGGUAUGUGGGCAUAGAGGACUGCCUGCGCCUUUCAAGCGACACGGGUGACUAUUCGAUAAAAGGGGAAGUGGAACUGAUUGUUUCUGAAUCAUUAUCUCCAGGCAGCUGUUCUCACCGCAUGCCCUGGUUCCUACAGUAGAAACCCUCGGAGAUAAUAUUCAUGACCGAGGCAUAAGUCCUCGUGCAAUAUGUCGAUAUGCCGCGAGCUACAAUGAAGCAUCUCAUCUGGGGAAUGUGUACAUCUCCGCUCUCUUGUGUAAAGGUCUGGAUGGCCUGGACGCAUGCGUGGCGAUGACAGUCCAGUGGAGGGCCCGUGCAGCUUGUCCCCCGGUUUAGGCGCAAGCAGCGGAGCCCCCGCGCGCAGUUUGUGCCCGCUCCGUCCGCUCACGGCAGUGGGAUUGGCGACAUCAUGCCAUCAGCCUUGUGUAACGCCAGAUGACGACAGAGCAAUCACUUGCCGGCCAGCCAUAUUCAAGACAAACCACCUCUAGCAAAAGUGACCACUUGGUAGCAUAUCAGAUCCAGUAAUCUCAACGAUAACCCCCACGUACAGUCCCUCAUGGACAUCGCCUACGACCACAUCCUCGAGUCCAACUUCGAGGACAAGAGCGAGUCCCAGAACAGACAGAACCAGCCCGCCGCUCCACAGGCGAGCUUGAACGAGGAUCUCCAGGAUGCUUACCGCGCCUUUUCCAACAGUCCUUGGGGCGCUAGGAUUGGAGGUUUCUUUGGUAGCGUGGUGAAGCAGCAAGAGCUCUCCGCCGUAAGCCAAGAUGCGACCCGCGGCUUCACCGACCUGCGCCAGACUAUCAUCAACCGCACCCGAUCGCUCUCCUUGAACACCUCACCACCAGCCGACGCCGGUUCCUCUCAGGACACGGGCGACCAGACCACCCCCACCCGCGCCAAAGCCCUCUCAUCAGAAGAGGCCCUCGCCGAAUCCGAAUCCGUACUCACCCGUCUCAAAGAAGAAGCCGCCAAACGCCUAAAGGAUCUCCAGAAAGCCGAAGACGCCGCCGACGAAGCUCUCCUCAGGUUCGGUUCCAACCUCCGCGACUUCUUCCGCGACGCCAUCCAAAUCGCACCACCCACCAACGAUCAGGGAGACAACCAGGGCAACACCGUUUUGUUCGAGAGCAAGGAUGCCGCUGGGAAGAGGGUGAUCCACACCUCGCGGUUCGAUGCGCAGCUUCACGUCAUCCACACCACCACGGACAACUUCAUCAAGGAUGGCACUGGCGCCGAGUAUGAGACCUGGGCCAAGGAGUUUGAUGUCGAUAAGAAGACGGAGGACAUCGCUACUGAUCUCGCCAAGUACCCUGAGUUGAGAACGACAAUGGAGAAGCUGGUUCCCGACACGGUUCCCUAUGCGGAUUUCUGGAAGAGGUACUACUUCCUCAGACACGGUAUUGAGACUGCUGAGGCCAGGCGUAGGGACUUGCUCAAGGCUGCCUCGGCUGAAGAGGAAGUUGGCUGGGACGAGGACUCUUCCGAAGAAGAAGAGGAGGAGGAGGAUUCCAGCGAGGAGGAGUCCAGUGAUGAGGAGGAGUCGGCCCCCGCCAAACCUGCCAUUGCCAAACCUGUGCCUACUGCUGAGGCCAAGCGCCCUGGUUCUUCAAACUCUGCCUCCACGAUCAACCCUACUACCACUGCUGCCAAGCCGGCAGAGCCUCGCAAAUCUGACGACAGGAAAUCGAUGGCGGAUAGUGACACCAGCUACGAUGUUGUCGGCGCCGCGUCUGGUGUACCCAGUCAGGCGCCCAACAGUCCCAAGGACGCGAAGAAGCUCGAUGACAGUGAUGGCAGUGAUGAGGAGGAUUGGGAGUAG